Messenger RNA from Oncorhynchus nerka (sockeye salmon), 3391 nucleotides. RefSeq names its product zinc finger and SCAN domain-containing protein 10-like. The record is from RefSeq and is a predicted model, not a curated record. The transcript has 7 exons. Gene Ontology annotation, molecular function: DNA-binding transcription factor activity, RNA polymerase II-specific; RNA polymerase II cis-regulatory region sequence-specific DNA binding. The coding region runs from base 233 to 2005 and encodes 590 amino acids. NCBI's taxonomy places the organism in Eukaryota, Metazoa, Chordata, Actinopteri, Salmoniformes, Salmonidae. Gene Ontology annotation, biological process: regulation of transcription by RNA polymerase II.
UCUGCCGGAAACUCGCACGAAGAAGUAAACGGAAGUGAACAGUUAUUACAAGUUAAUUUUCACGUUAUCGUUUUUAUUUAGACGUGUAUUGACACACUGGAACUCAAAAUAUGACUCCUUUAACUGUAUAGCAUCAAACCCCAUGUCGUGUUUAAUUCACGUUGGAGACGGGACUUGGUUGAUAGCUGUUAUCUAGGAAACGCUAGCUAGCUAGCUGCUAACGUUAGCAAAAAUGGCUAACUGUAUGGUUUUUCACACUCAAAUAGCCUCCAUCAUGGAGGUGCUUGCGAAUGCAGCCGUGGCAGAGAUCUGUAAACUGGUAGACGACGACUAUGCAGUGUUUCGUUUGGAAAUAAAUCAAAGCCAGAAAGAAAACAGGGCAUUGCGGAGGAAACUACUAGAACUGAAGGUUGCACGGGAGCGCGCAGAGAGAACAAUGCGAGAGCGCGUCCUCGCCAGUCGCCCAAGUAGUGUCAAGAUCCUUGACCGAUACAGAGGAAUGACAAGAGGUGAAGGACAUCUCACUGGAGGCCACAGAAGCUUUGUGAAGCCAGCAGAACACAAUACAUGGAGAGAUGACCAAACAAUCACUGUUGAUGAGGGGAGUGGAACCUCAACCCAGCACAUUAUCAUGAUAGAGUCUACAGAUCCAGAGGCUGCAGGUCCUGGGGUCAAACUGGAGAGGUCUGAAGGAGAGGAGGACCCACGGAACAUCAGAGACAUUCAGUCUGGAGCGCCCUCUGUAGCUACGGAGGACCCCAACACCCCAGCACAGCCCAGGACCCGACGCAGCAUCACGGAGGAGGAGGAGGGUCCAGAGGUGCUGCUGGUGAAGGAGGAGGGGUGUGAGGAGGGUCUGGGGAACCCGGAGGGUCCCAUGGUCAUGGAGGACAACCAGACUACACCUCCUCCUGAAUCCACAGAGGAACCAGCUGAGCAGCACAGGACCAAACACAGUCUCACUGAGUCAGUAGACAUGGAGGAUGGGAAUCUUGAUCUGUUGCUAGUCAAAGAGGAGACGAUAGAAGAUGGACCAGAGAGCAUUGACCUUUUGAGUGGACUAAAGAUGGGGGAGCAAGGUGGUUGGCUGGAGGCUAACAGGGGAGACUGGGUGGCCAUCUUGGAUUCCCAGAACCAGACGGGUGCAACCAAGGGCCCAGGGGACAUCACUGAGAAGGCCAGGACCAGAGGCGACAUAGUGGAGUCUGCAGUCCAUGAAGAGCUGCAGAUAUCAGGUGUUGCUGGCGGGAGAGACUGGACCUCUGAGGCGGCUGGACACAAACCCUGGCCUCAGAUCAGGACAGUGGAUCAGGAGCUGUCAUGCUUCCUUCCCAAGUCAGAACCAGCACCCAACCGUGAGGGACAGAGACUCCACCACCACACAGAGCACAACCAGUGGACAGGGGGACUGAACAAUCUCAGUCCUGGUGGUCAUCAGAGAGGCCGAGGCUCCAGUCAGGGAUCCAGUCUGCAGCCCAGACCCUUCUCUUCACAGUCUCAGUGCAGGGAAGGAGCAGGACCUGGGGAUGAUAGAGACAGACCCUCCUGUUCCUAUGAUACAAACACCAAUGCAGGUCACCCUGGGUCUAGCCUUCCUCAGUUACCUCAUGGUUACCCCACCAAUACAGACAGGGUAAGGAUGGGCGUUCACCACAAGAUUUACCUUGCUUAUAACACAGCACACAAUCCAAACAACACCCAAACAAUGACAAGAGGUCAAGGAGGGAGCUCAAAGACUAACCACCUGAGGGCGGUGGCUCCUGCUUCUACCUCCUCUGGUGUCAUUGGGUCACAACGUGGGAGGCUGAGCAUUAGGACAGACGCAGACAAGCCGUAUGCCUGCCCCACGUGUGGGAAGCGCUUUACUGAGGCGACCUAUGUGAAGAAGCACCAGACCGUUCACACCAAGGAGAGGCCCUUCAAGUGCAAACUAUGUCACAAGAGCUUCUCCUUCCUGACUAACCUUACCAGACAUAGGAGUGUCCACAAAGGAGAGAAAUUGUAGCAGUGUGGCUUGAGUUUUACACAGGGGAUAUCUGGGAACCAUUCUUUAGCUUACAUGACCAAAAGUAUGUGGACACCUGCUCGUCGAACAUCUCAUUCCAAAAUCAUGGGCGUUAAUAUUGGUAUCCCCUUUGCUGCUAUAACAGCCUCCACUCUUCUGGGAAGGCUUUCCACUACAUGUUGGAACAUUGCUCCUGGGACUUCCUUCCAUUCAACCACAAAAUAAUUAGUGAGAUCGGGCAAUGAUGUUGGGCAAUUAGGCCUGGCUCGCAAUCGGCAUUCCAAUUAAUCCCAAAGGUGUAAGAUGGAGUUGAGGUCAGGGCUCUGUACAGGCCAGUCAAGUUCUUCCACACCGAUCUCAACAAACCAUUUGUGUAUGGACCUCACUUUGUGCACAGGGGCGUUGUCAUGCUGAAACAGGAAAGGGCCUUCCCCAAACUGUUGUCACAAACUUGAAUGCACAGAAUCGUCUAGAAUAUCAUUGCAUGCUGUAGCGUUAAGACUGCCAGAUUGUGACGCGUGAUUCAUCACACCAGAGAAUGCGUUUCCUCUGCUCCAGAGUCCAAUGGCGGGCAGCUUUACACCAUUCCAGCCAACCUUUGGCAUUGCACAUGGUGCUCUUAGGCUUGUGUGCGGCUGCUUGGCCAUAGAAACCCAUUUCAUGAAGCUCCCGAUGAACAGUUCUUGUGCUGAUGUUGCUUCCAGAGGCAGCUUGGAACUGGGUAGUGAGUGUUGCUACCAACGAUUUGUACACGCUACGCGCUUCAGCAGUCCAGUUCUGUGAUCUUGUGCAGCCUACCACUUUGCGGCUGAGGCAUUGUUCCUACUAGACGUUUCCACUUCAAAAUAACAGCAUUUACAGUUGACCGGGGCAGCUAUAGCAGGGCAGAAAUUUGACAAACUGACUUGUUGGAAAGGUGGCGUCCUGUGACUGUGCCACAUUGAAAGUCACUGAGCUCUUCAGUAAGGUCAUUCCAGCAGAAAAUGUAAUACUAGUUAGUUUGUAUAUGAAUAUGUAGUACCAGUUAGUUUGUAGUUAAUUCUGUUGGUUUUGGAUGUAGUAGUGAACUGGAUGAAGUGAACCGAGGAAAUAAUGAGUAUGAUGAGGCAGGGUAGAUGAUAUGGUGAUGGUUUGUGUGAAGGUGUCUGUAAAAACUCUUCACUGGUAUAAAGUGUUGAAAAUAUGUGAAAGGUAAUGUUGAACCUUUUCCAAAGUUGUUUCAAAUGAAUUGUAUCAAAGCGAGGGUACUAGAUUCACAGAAAAGUGUACCACAGUGAGACAAGUUAUUCUACUUGUCACGUAUCAUUUUGUGCAAUAAUAGUACUGUACUUCAUGUUAUGUGAGUGUAUGACCAUUUUGUUGAAAUUAAAUUCAAUAUUGACUCUG